UACUGCUCCGCUGCCACUUAGUUCCACACACACACUUCUCUCUCUCACAUGCAACAAAGUCCACAAAAGACUUCCGUUUCCAAAGUAACAAAGCAAACCACUCACUGAGUCUCUCUCUCUCUCUCUCUCUCUUUGAGAAUUGGCUGACCAUGGCUUCCUGCGUGACCGACACGGCUCGAAGCUUAGCCUGCAGAGAUGGCCACGCGGCUUCUCAGCUGAAGUUCGUCUCCAUCUUCGUCAUAUUCUUCACGAGCAUCAUCGGAAUAGCUUCUCCAGUACUCCUCGCUCGUUUUUUCCAAGGCAGACCCGCUUACGAGAAAGCAAUCCUCGUCAUCAAGUGCUUCGCCGCAGGAGUUAUCCUUUCCACCUCUCUCGUCCACGUCCUCCCCGACGCCUUCCAAGCUCUCUCCGACUGCCAGGUCGCCACGCGCCACCCCUGGAAGGAUUUCCCCUUCGCCGGAUUGGUCACCUUGGUUGGAGCCCUAACUGCUCUCCUCGUCGACGUUACCGCCAGCUCGCACGUCGAGAGCCACGGCCACGGCCAUGGACAGUACAAACCGGUGGGGACUCAGGAGGAGAUGGUGGCGAAGAAAUCGGGGCCGCUGGAGAUUGCGAAAUUGGAGGGCGGUGGGAAUCAUCAUCACCACGAGGCGGCGGAGAUUGCAAGCACGGCGGAGGAGUUGAUGAAAUUGAAGCAGAGACUGGUAUCGCAGGUGUUGGAAAUUGGGAUAAUAUUCCACUCGGUGAUAAUUGGGGUGACGUUGGGGAUGUCUCAGAACCAGUGCACCAUUAGGCCUUUGGUCGCUGCUCUCGCUUUUCACCAGAUUUUUGAAGGCAUGGGUCUCGGUGGCUGCAUUGCUCAGGCUGGAUUUGGGUUAGGAACAACAGCAUAUAUGUGCUUCAUGUUUGCAGUCACAACACCAAUGGGAAUAAUAAUGGGGAUGAUCUUAUUCUCCGUGACAGGGUACGAUGACAGCAGCCCAAAUGCAUUGAUAAUGGAGGGUUUAUUGGGUUCGUUUUCUUCGGGUAUACUAAUAUACAUGGCUCUUGUGGAUCUUAUCGCUCCUGAUUUCUUCCAUAACAAAAUGAUGACUUCCAUUUCUUGGAUGAAAAAGUCUUGUUUCAUCGCUCUUGUUCUUGGCUCUACAUCUAUGUCUAUCUUAGCCCUUUGGGCUUAAAUUUUUGUUUUUUUUUCUUUCUCCUUUUAAUAAACAGAGAAUUUCACCCGAAAGAAAUGAUAUGAAAUGUAAAUGUACACACAUGUCAAAAGUUGUUGGGUUCUUAUUCUCCUUAGUAGACCAAUUAAGUAAAAGAUAGAACGAUGGAUUUAAUUACAA
This is a messenger RNA of Ziziphus jujuba (common jujube), 1337 nucleotides long. RefSeq names its product zinc transporter 6, chloroplastic. The record is from RefSeq and is a predicted model, not a curated record. Gene Ontology annotation, cellular component: plasma membrane. Gene Ontology annotation, molecular function: zinc ion transmembrane transporter activity. The transcript is spliced from 2 exons. Gene Ontology annotation, biological process: zinc ion transmembrane transport. Lineage: Eukaryota; Viridiplantae; Streptophyta; Magnoliopsida; Rosales; Rhamnaceae. The coding region runs from base 150 to 1178 and encodes 342 amino acids.